CACCAGGUCCACCACCACCACUCGAAUGAGCUCUCUUUCCCGAAUGUCUUGUGGCUGGAAGGUUUCGUCAACCGAUGAUUAUCAAAUUUACGCGCCGUUUUGUACCAAGAAUGCCACCACGGGAGACACCUCUACCUUCAUAGAUUGUUACACCCCGUCCACCAACUCGUGGCAUCGAGCCACUUCCAUUCCAGGACACGGCGAAAAUCUUGCCUUGAAGGACUUUUCCAUGGCCUCUUUAGGCCACUACAUUUACGUAAUUGGCGGCCGCCUAUGCCGUAAAUCGUCCGAACCCAACAUCGGUUCAGGCCCGGAAAUCAACCCAAGUGUAGUCGCUUGCGUGCAUAGAUACAACGUCAGGACAAACAGUUGGGAAACAUGCGCCCCAAUGGCCCACCCCAGGUUCAACUUUGCUUGUACUGUUUUUAACAACAAAAUCUAUGUUGCAGGGGGGCAAAGCACAUUGGGUAGGGCUAAAGGCAUUUCGUCCACCGAAGUGUACGACCCGGCUUUGGACCAAUGGAGAUCUCUUGCCAACAUGAGUAGAAUGAGGUACAAGUGCGUGAGUGUUAUAUGGCAAGGGAAAAUCCACGUCGUUGGCGGGUUCGUUGACGGGGGAGAAAUUCCAGGCCCGUUCCACAUGACGCGGAGUUCUGCUGAAGUUUACGACGUGCAGCGUGACAAGUGGGAUUUCAUGGCCCGGAUGUGGGAUCUCGACGU
Molecule: messenger RNA, 720 nt
Organism: Sesamum indicum (sesame)
Lineage: Eukaryota; Viridiplantae; Streptophyta; Magnoliopsida; Lamiales; Pedaliaceae
Product: F-box/kelch-repeat protein At1g22040-like
Molecular function (GO): protein binding
Source: RefSeq, a predicted model, not a curated record